CAGCCGCUCGCGAUGCGCUCCCGACGCACAGCAACGCGCAGGAGGGCUUUCAGGUCCGUGACAGCAGCCGGAGGAGAGACACGGACAAACGUUUGAUCGUCCGCACAAUAACCUCUCUUCGUCGGCAGCGGGAGGAAGCUGUCCUCUCGGCUCUCUGCAGCAGCUGCAGUUCUCUGCCUCACGCACCGGCCCGGUUAUGUGAUGGAUGUUGGAGUCCGGGAGAGCCUUCCUUCGCCAGGAAACCGCGGUGAUGAUGAAGAGCGGGUCUCUGCCGCCAACCGAGAAGUUCGCUUUCUCCGUGCAGACGACGCUCAGGGGGAAAUAAAGGAGCCUCGCUGAGGGAUUUUAAUUAGUUCUUGGCAAAUUUCUUCCAGUUGUUGCUGUAUGUAUGAUGAGAUUUGGCUUUAAUUAUGCUUCAGCUCAGCUCUGGAUUCUACAUGUUGCCCGGCUGAUGCAGCUGCUGGAUUGGGCUCCUUUCCUUCUCGUAUUUGGAGUUAUUUUAACAUCACAUCCAGGUCAAAUGACCGUCUAAUGUCCGUAUUGAGUGUGACGAGCCUUACUGUGACAUGGAAAAAAAGGGACUCUACAGCCUCCUUUAUUACUUUAUUCUCAAUUCGCCCUUUACGAUUUGUGCAAAUGCUGCUUUUACUGAGGUCCCUAAAGAUGUGAGUGUGGGGGAGGGAGAUGAUGUGGAGAUGCCCUGCGCCUUCAAGGCUGUCAGCUCAACACCAAUGUCUUUGGAGAUCCAGUGGUGGUACCUGAAGGAGGAUGUGCCUAAAGAGCUGCCUCAUGAGCUGCAGAUCAGUGCUCCGACCAACAGAGCCAAGGUUGGUUCGAGAGAAGCCACAAAAAUUAGUACUGUGCGUGUUCAGGGCAAUGCCAUCUCUCACCGCCUCAGCCUGUCCAAGGUGAAGAAGGAAGAUGAGGGGGUGUAUGAGUGCCGCGUUUCUGAUCUGUGGGCAGAUGAGACUCAGGAAUUUACGGUUCAUGCCACGCUGCGUGUCACACCGGGUGACGGCAUGGUGGCGGAGGAGGCCGUGUCACAUAUUCAGAACCGCUGGCCACUGAGGAAUACCAACACAGCCCUGGGAGGAGGCGCAGCAGGGAGGGCCACCUCCGAGCCCGGCCAGGGGCUAACAGGAGGUCAGAGGUCAGGACAUGGGAAGCACCGGGUCCCUCAGCAGGCCCAGCCCGGCCUCCUCCCAUCCAUCUCAUCCACCACCGCCUCGGUGGCCAAGUCGUCAGCCUCACCGCUGCCAGGGAACGCAGCCAUCCUCCGGCAGCAGAACAGGGCUGAAUGCAGCAUGAUGAGCACCAUGGACCCCCUCCUCUGCAUCACGCUACUGGUCCUGCAUAAGCUCCUCUCUUUACUGUUGGCCCACUGAAGAGACUUCAACCAAAUUUAUGUUGACCUGCAAGUUCUCACUUUCUAUACCAAACAGAAACCAAAUGGCAGUCAGUGCCCACCAGGGAGAGAGGGUCACAUUUAAUUGAUGUUGCAAUACAUCACCACAGGGAAUGAAAGCAAUGCAACGCAGGAUGCAGGAGCUGGACAGGACUGGAAAAAAUGGAGGAGAAAGAAGCUUUUCAGACAUGAAAUGGAGAUGAAGCUAUGUGACUGACAGAAAAGUGUGGACAAGAGAAAUUAGCUUUUGGGUGAAUGAUGGGAGCAUCAAUACUGAUCCACAAACAGCCUGUGAAGCAUAGCCACAUGCAGGGCUGCUUCUGCUCUGCUUCAUGCACAGCCCUCCUGAAACACUCUACUCACAUUUCUUUGUAGCAUUUCCACUGUAAGUUCUGCCCAUCUAACCAUACACACCACUUCACUGUGGGCUCACUGUUCGUCUGAACAUAAACACGUGGACAAAAUUGUUGGUACCCCUCGGUUAAUGAAAGAAAAACCCACAAUGGUGACAGAAAUAAUUUGAAUCUGACAACAGUAAUAAUAAAUAAAAUUCCUAUGAAAAUUAUCCAAUGAAAAUCAGACAUUGCUUUUAAACCAUGGUUCAACAGAAAUAUUUAAAAAAAUAAACUCAUGAACCAGGCCUGGACAAAAAUGAUGGUACCCUUAACUUAAUAUUUUGUUGUAUAACAUUUUGAGGCAAUCACUGCAAUCAAACGAUUUCUGUAACUGUCAAUGAGACUUCGGCACCUCUCAGCAGGUAUUCUGGUCCACUCCUCAUGAGCAGACUGCUCCCGUUGUCUCAGGUUUGAAGGUUCCUUCUCCAGACGGCAUGUUUCAGCUCCUUCCACAGAUGUUCAAUAGGAUUUAGAUCAGGGCUCAUAGAAGACCACUUCAGAAUAGUCCAAUGUUUUCCUCUUAGCCAUUCUUGGCUGUUUUUAGCUGUGUGUUUUGGGUCAUUAUCCUGUUGCCAAACCCAUGACCUGUGACUGAGACCAAGCUUUCUGACACUGGGCAGCACAUUUCUCUCUAGAAUACCUUGAUAGUCAUGAGAUUUCAUUGUACCCUGCACAGAUUCAAGACACCCUGUACCAGAUGCAGCAAAGCAGCCCCAGAACAUAACAGAACCUCCUCCAUGUUUCACAGUAGGGACAGUGUUCUUUUCUUGAUAUGCUUCAUUUUUGCGUCUGUGAACAUAGAGCUGAUGUGCCUUGCCAAAAAGUUCCAGUUUUGUCUCGUGUGUCCAUAGGACAUUCUCCCAGAAGCUUUGUGGCUUGUCAACAUGCAGUUUGGCAAAUUCCGGUCUGUCUUUUUUAUGAUUUGUUUUCAACAAUAGUGUCCUCCUUGGUCGUCUCCCAUGAAGUCCAUUUUGGCUCAAACAACGAUGGAUGGUGCAAUCUGACACUGAUGUACCUUGACCUUGGAGUUCACCUUUAAUGUUUUUCGAUGUUGUUCUGGUGUCUUUUGUUACCAUUCAUAUUAUCCGUCUCUUCGAUUUGUCAUCAAUUUUCCUCCUGCGGCCACAUCCAGGGAGGUUGGCUACAGUCCCAUGGAUCUUAAAUUUCUGAAUAAUAUGUGCAGCUGUAGUCACAGGAACAUCAAGCUGCUUGGAGAUGGUCUUAUAGCCUUUACCUUUAACAUGCUUGUCUGUAAUUUUCUUUCUAAUCUCCUGAGACAACUCUCUCCUUCGCUUCCUCUGGUCCAUGUUUAGUGUGGUACACACCAUGUCACUAAACAGCACAGUGACUACUUGUAACCCUAUAAACAGGCCGACUGACUGAUUACAAGUUUGUAGACACCUGUGAUGCUAAUUAGAGGACACACCUUGAUUGAAUGGUCACAUUAUUUUCAGUCUUUUCUAGGGGUACCAUCAUUUUUGUCCAGGCCUGUUUCAUGAGUUUAUUUUUUAACAUAAUUUUGCUGAACCAUGGUUCAAAAGCAAUGUCUGAUUUUCAUUGGAUAAUUUUCAUAGAAUUUUUAUUUAUUAUUACUUUUGUCAGAUUCAAAUUAUUUCUGUGACUAUUGUGGGUUUUUCUUUCAUUAACCAAGGGGUACCAACAAUUUUGUCCACAUGUGUAGUAUCAUUUGUUAUAUAGAAGACAUGUGACCUCAUGUGUUUUUUUUCUUUAGGAGGGGAUGAUUUGAUGAGCAUGACCUGUCCAACGUACAGUAUGUGACAUAUUUUUCUGCAGCCAUAUCAGACCUCUUCAUAAUACAGAGCUACUGUUCGAAAAGUGUAUUAGUCUAAUGUGUUAUGUCCACCACCUCCUACAUACACAUACUUUUUUUCUCAUAGCUGUGUUCCAUAAUGUAAACAACAAAUAAGCUGAUAUAUUUUGAGUAAGAUAAGGCCCACCUUGCCAUUGUUGUUGUUAAUCACCUCCAAUAAUGUUUAUUUUUAUUAAAUUUACGGUGAUCAAAGUGACACAUUUCAUUUCUAUGAGACAAAAUGAUUUAUUAGUAACUUGCAACAGAAGUCAAGGUGAAGGUUUAUUGUUUUUGUAAUAAAAGGUAGAUUACAAAGA
This is a messenger RNA of Amphiprion ocellaris (clown anemonefish), 3927 nucleotides long. RefSeq names its product V-set and transmembrane domain containing 2B (gene vstm2b). The record is from RefSeq and is a predicted model, not a curated record. NCBI's taxonomy places the organism in Eukaryota, Metazoa, Chordata, Actinopteri, Pomacentridae. Bases 567 to 1385 code for a protein of 272 amino acids. The transcript is spliced from 5 exons.